AUGGCUACGGCACAUGAUCACAAGGUAGUCUACCGCGAUGCCACCACCUCGGAUCUGGAAUCAAUGAGUACCAUGGUCCCUCGUUCCUACAGUCCUGACGCCUCCCUGUCGCAAAUCAUCCCAGACACUCCCAAGACACGACAAUGGUGGGUAGAGACUUAUCGCCAUGCUCUCUCCGACCCAGCAGCACGCCUGCUAUUAGCAGUUGACGGCGAAAAGACCGUCGGUAUCUUCAUCCUACACUAUCUAGGACCAGACUCCCCAUCCAGCUCGAGUAGCGCUAUCACGUCCGUCGUCCCACUUAUCGAGGAUCACUCGCCUAUUCUGGCAGAAGCUCUGAAAGAUCUCAAGGCCGGAAGGAAGGAGUUGAUGGGUGGCGAGCCGCAUUUCCUUGUCGAGCUCGUGGGCGUGGACGCUGCCUAUCAGAGUCAGGGCAUUGGAAAGGAAUUGACCCGGAGAGCGUGCGAGGUGGCGGAUCAGAGGGAUGCGGCGAUUUAUUUGCGGACGAGUGCGGCAAAGGGGUACUAUGUUAGUAAGGUCGACUUGGGGUUCGAGGCGCAUGGGAAUGGAGACGAGAACGGAGGGACCAUAAUCAGGGCUAGAAAACCGAAGAGGGUGGAUGGUGCGGUGAAGUGA
Recurvomyces mirabilis is the source of this 636-nucleotide messenger RNA. RefSeq lists its product as uncharacterized. Gene Ontology annotation, molecular function: acyltransferase activity, transferring groups other than amino-acyl groups. Bases 1 to 636 code for a protein of 211 amino acids. Lineage: Eukaryota; Fungi; Ascomycota; Dothideomycetes; Mycosphaerellales; Teratosphaeriaceae. The record is from RefSeq and is a predicted model, not a curated record. The transcript has a single exon.